AUGGAACAGUCUUUCAAAAACCGAGUUGCAGCAGCAGCGAGGGAAUAUUGUGCAAAAGCUCAAUGUUUCCCAAAUCAAUCAAGGUGAAUGGUUUUUGUUUAUUUUUGUUUGCCAGACACGAAUGAACUAUUAAAUCAAUCACUAGAUGACAAUCGAAUUUUAAAUAAUUCGAUAUACGUUUAACGCAUUUAAAGUACCCACAUGUUACAGAUUAGACUAUGUAAAUGCUGUCUUUUGUCGCAAUAAAUUCACAUAGCUGCUUGCCACAUGAGUGAAAAACCUCUAUAGCUUGGGAAAAAAGCGGGAAUUCAGCUAAUGCCCAUGAUAAAAUGGCCCUUAAAUGGUCCGUAAAAUCCUUUUGUGAACAAUUCCUUUCGUUAAGUUUGCAGUUGCUUAAAUUGCAAUUACCAUUGUGACGAACACAUCUUCAUUAACGUCCUUAAAGUCCUUUUGUAAACAUUUCCUCAUUAUUUACAUGUAUGAUAUCUUUAUUUUUAUUUUUCUUUAUCUUUAGACGAAGGCGCAUGUCUUUAGAUGUCAAAUUUACGGCUGACAUGGUUCAAAUUCUUCCUGGUUAUCCCAAACAGUCAGACGAUUCUCCUGGUGUAAUCUUACUGGCUUUCUACUUGAGUCUUCCACGAGGAAUUUCUCAAAGCAGUGUUGUCCCUCAGACAGUAUUGAGUAAGAUCGUGAUGGACCAUAAAGAGAACAUUCAAACAUCUAUUGGAGGUGAAAUCUUAAGUGCCGAUCCUUUACCAUCUGACGCAGGGGAACUGAACGACGGGGAAGUCGACAAGGAAAACGACGGACAGUCGAAACCACUGAACGUUAUUAUCGGGGCGUCGUUGGGUGGUGGACUGCUCUUAAUCAUUAUUGUUGCCGCUCUGAUAGGAUGCAAAAAGGCUGGCAGGUACUUCUAG
Porites lobata is the source of this 920-nucleotide messenger RNA. NCBI's taxonomy places the organism in Eukaryota, Metazoa, Cnidaria, Anthozoa, Scleractinia, Poritidae. The record is from the annotation of a GenBank genome assembly.